Molecule: messenger RNA, 6221 nt
Organism: Oryctolagus cuniculus (rabbit)
Lineage: Eukaryota; Metazoa; Chordata; Mammalia; Lagomorpha; Leporidae
Source: RefSeq, a predicted model, not a curated record
UGCUGUUUGCUGUCAGUUUUUUUUUUUUUUUUCCUUACCUGAUAAGAAGAGAGCUGCGGCAGCCAUGGCUGAUAAGAGACUAAAGGAAAAAAGGAAAUUAUUUGUUGAUUCAGUGUCUGAGGACACACUUCACAGCUUGCUGGAUGAUGUGCUACAUGAAAAAGUGCUGAACCAAGAGGAGAUUGAAAAGGUGAAAAAGGGAAAUAUUGCAGUGACAGGCAAGGCCCGUGACUUAAUUGACUCAGUGAUCCCCAAAGGGUCCCGUGCCUGUCAAGUAUUUAUUGAUCAUAUCUGCCAGAGGGAUUCCACCCUUGCUUACAAGCUGGGGUUUUCUUCAGAAACCCUUGCCAAAACCCAUGCUAGAACAGAUGUGCCAUCUGCAGAACCUCCAGGCACACUCAAGCUUUGUCCUCGUGAAAACUUCUUGAAACUUCGCAGAACAGCAGCUGGAAAGAUCUAUCCAAUACGAGAGAAAGGGGACCGCACUCGUAUGGCCCUCAUCAUCUGUAACACAGAGUUUGACCAUCUUCCAAGGCGCAAUGGAUCCACUCAUGACAUCAAAGGGAUGAAAGGUGUGCUUGAGGCCCUAGACUAUAGAGUGGAUGUGAAAGAGAAUCUCACAGCCAAGGCCACAGAGAAAGUAUUAAGAACAUUUGCUUCCUGGCCAGAGCACCGAAACUCAGACAGCACAUUCUUGGUGUUCAUGUCCCACGGCGUCUUAGAUGGUUUCUGCGGAGUUGAACAUCAGGAUGAAAAACCAGAUGUGUUGCCUUAUGACACUGUAUUCCAGAUUUUUAAUAACUGCAACUGUUCUCAUUUGAAGGACAAACCCAAAGUCAUCAUCAUCCAGGCCUGCAGAGGUGCAAACAGUGGAGAGGCGUGGGUCAGUGACUCUCAAGCAGGCUCAGUAAAAAGCCCUUCACAGUCUCCAUUGAACCUGACUCAUGACGGUGUCAACAAGACCCAUGUGGAGAAGGACUUUGUUGCCUUUUACUCUUCAACACCACAUAAUGUUUCCUGGAGAAGUCCAAAGGGUUCUUUCUUCAUCACAAAACUGAUAGACUAUGUCCAAACUUAUGCUUGGGAUUGUCACCUGACAGAAAUAUUUAUGAAGGUUCAACAAUCAUUUGAAAACCCAAAUGUCAAAGUCCAAAUGCCUUCAAUUGACAGACAAACUUUGACCAGGCACUUUUACCUUUUCCCAGGAAAUUAAAAUUACUCUCUGCUAUGCCCUUGGAAAGCAGUAGAAAAUGACUCAAGUUGUUGGGCCCCUGCACCAGCGUGGGGGACCUGGAAGAAGCUCCUGGCUCCUGGCUUCGGAUUGGCGCAGCUCUGGCCAUUGCAGCCAUCUGGGGAGUGAACCAGCGGAUAGAAGACCUUUCUCUCUCUCUCUCUCUCUCUCUGUCUCUCCUCACUCUGUGUAACUAUGACUUUCAAAUAAAUAAAUCUUUAGAAAAACAUAUUGAAACAAUAAUUUUAAAGUGCUGAAAGAAAAACAAAACAUCAAAAUAGAAUGCUAUUUCCAGCAAAAAAAAAAAAGUCAUUUAAAAGUGAAAGGGAAAUAAAAUUACAAAAUGAAACAAAAAAGGAAAAUAUUUACCAAAUGACAUUAAAUCAGAAAUCCAAGUUUAUUUUAUUUGUUUUCAUUUUCAUUUUUAAGGAAGAGAGAGGGAAGAAGAUCUUCCAACCACUGGUUCAUUCUCAAAUGCCAGCCAACAGCAUAACCAGGCUGAAUCCAAGAAGUUAGAAUUCAAUCUGAAUUUCCCAGGUCUGUGUCAGGAUAUAGUGUGUCUCAAGAUUCACAUUAGCAAGAAGCAGAUUGGAAGAGUAGUAGCCUGGACUUGAACCAAGCACUUCAAUAUAGGAAUUGGGCAACCCACGCAAUACCAAACAUCUGCCCCAAGAACUCAAUUAUUUAAAAAAUAAAUAAACAAAUAAUUAAAUAAGUACAGUAAACUACAAAAGGAUAAAUAAAGAAAAUUUUUAGGUGCAAGAAAAAUUUCACCAGAAGGAUAUUUAGAUCAACAGAAUUAUGACAUACUCAUUUAAGGCUUUUCUUUUUCUCUCAUUAAAAUUUUUUUUAAAAGGGGGCUAGCUCUGUGGCAUAGUGGGUAAAGCUGCUGCCUGCAGUGCUGGCAUCUCAUAUGGGCAUCGGUUCGAAUACAUUUCCGAUCCAGCUCCCUACUGAUAUGCCUUGGAAAGCAGUAGAAGAUGGCUCAAAUGCUUGGGCCCCUGGAUCCAUUCUGUAGGCCCGGAAGAAGCUCCUGGCUCCUGUCUUUGGAUUGGCCCAUCUCCAGCUGUUGUGGUCAUUUGGGGAAUGAACCAGUGGAUGGAAGAUUGCUCUCUCUCUCUCUCUCUGUCUCUGCCUCUCUGUAACUCUGCCUUUCAAAUAAAUAAAUAAAUCUUUAAAAAUUUCUUUAAAAGAUAAUUGUUUAAUAUAAAAAUAUAUAAAUGUACUGCUGAUGUAUAACAGAUUAAGUAAUACAAUGUAUGACAACACAAAGGCUGGCAUAUGAAACAGAAGUAUAUUUUAACCUACUUACAUUAUGUUUUAUAUUAUAUGUAAAGUAAAUAAUAUUUGAAAAAUAGAAUAUAAUAAAUCAAAUAUAGACAUUGUAAAAUCAUAAAAACUUCUAAAAUUAGUGGAAUGGCUAAUAGGGUAAGAAAGAAGACAAAAUAAAUACUAUAUAUUACUAUAUACAUAUAUGUAUAUAUUCAGCUAAUUCAAAACAAAGUAGAAAAAGGACAUAUUUUAAAAAGCCAGUAACAGGGUUCACUGUUAUGGCAUAGUGGAUUAAGCCACUAUCUGUGACACUGGCAUCCCAUACAAAUACUAGUUCUAUUACUGGCCACUCCACUUCUGGUCCAACCCCCUGCCAAAAUUCCUGAGAAGACAGCAGAAAAUGGCCCAAGUGGUACUUGGGCCCCUGCCAUUCAUAGGUGAGACCUGGAUGGAGUUCCAGGAUCCUGCCCCAGCCCCAACUGUUGUGUCCAUUCAGGGAAUGAACUAGCAGAUGGAAGAACUCUAUCUUUCCCUUAAAUAAACACUUUUUUUAAAAAAGCCAGUAACAUGUCAGAUUCAAAUUCAAAUACGUGAAUUAUAAUUUAAAUUUAUAAAUUGAAAAUACUUGCAUAUGUUUUAAGUGCUCUGAAUAAAAUACAGAGUUGUUAAAAACAAUACACAAGUAUAUGCUAUCUAAAAGAAGAACACGUUUAAUGUAAAGAUACGGUUAUGUUCAAGUAAAUGCACAAGAAAUACAUACGGUGAAAACUGAUGAUAAAGAACACAAAAACCCAGAUUAUAUUUUUAAAAAGAGACACUGAUCAGGUUUUGCAAAAUUAAAAACUUUUGCUCCUCAAAAUACCAUUCAGGAGAUUAAAAGUAAUAUAAUAGCCUAGAAGAAAAUAUUCAUAGUAUGUUUGUUCAACAAAUUUCUUGUAUUAAAUACUUAAAGAAUACUUUAUAACCCAAUAAGAAAACAAAUUACUAGAUAAAAAUGAGCAGUUCAUUUGGAAAUUUUAAGAAAGAAGCUACAAAAAAUGGUUAAGAAGUGCAUAAAGUGAUCUUUCACAACAUUAAUCCUCAGAAAAAAGCAAAUUGAAACCACAGUAAAAUAUUAAUAUGUAGUCAAAUCUGCAAACAACCUAAGUAGACAUUAACAAGUGACUGAAUAAACACCUAUACAAGCAUACUCAUAGAGUACAAUGCUUUUCACUAAUAAAAAACCAUGAAGACUUCUAUACAUCAAAGUAGAAAACUGUCACAAGCACCACUGGUCACACAGCUCAACAAGGCUAAUGCUAUGCUUUGGAGCACAGGGAAGAAUCACACAGAAUCGUGAUAGUCUUUUUAAUAUAAUUUAUUGUUCAAUACCACUCAAUAUAUAUUCAGUGCACACAUCUAAAGGUCAAAACUACUCAAUAUGUCAUUAGUCCACAGGUCAUAACACACAUCUAGGAGUAAGACAACCUCUAAAAAUAUCCUGCAAUAGUAGUAAGUAUAACACAUACAAACAUAAAGGCAUAAUCGAUCUAAACAGUCAUGGCUAAGGGUGUAAUAUGAAUGCUGCAUUCCCAAGGUUCAUAUCAUGGUCUAGAAAAUCAAAGUCCAGAGUCCAGAGUCUCCGUUACCAGUCAGAGAGAUCUCAGAACAGUCACUUACGGACAGUAGUGGGGAGAUGAAUGGCACUCUGGGCAGUAGGCUCGAUGGUGAAGGGUUGGAGAAGUUACCAAUAAGAAGUCCAAUCCAGCUCCAAUGUCAGCUCCGGCAGCGGCUGGGACGUCCAGGCGAGAUUGGAUCCAGCAGAGUGGGGAGCAGUUUUGGUCAGUGAAGACUCAAGCAGACUUUCGGCAAGAUGAGGUGGAUCCACUCGACCAUCACUGGCACUGAGCCAAGGUCCCCGAGGGGAUGAAGAGCAGUUGUGAGGCUUGCCUUUUAUCCCCCCUCUGGAGUAGGUGGGCGGUGAAUGUGCUCUAGGGUGUCACCAAUCACAGGCUCAUCAUUUUGGGUGUCACCAACCAGAUGUUAGUGUUUGGGUGUGACCAAUGGUGUGUUAGGGGUCUUCUGGGUGUGGCCAAUUGUGGUGCAGUAGUGUCAGUGAAGUAAUGUGGUAGCCAGCUGGUUGGCUUCUUAUGAUGUAAUGUCUCCCAGUCCUUAUCAAGCUUCAUCAUCUAUGUCUGUUCUGACAGAGGGUCUGGGCAGUUCCUGGUGCUUGGUGGCAUCAGCUUAAGUAACUCCAUUUUGGUUUUGCUUUGUAGUCUUAGUUUAAGUAACUCCAUUUUGGUUUUGCUUUUUCUCUUGCUUUUUGGGUUAGUGGUGCUUUGUAACUCUUUUGGGACUCCUGUGGGAUUUCCCACAAAAACUCUCCAAAAAUAUUUUAUUAAUCAAAAGAAUGUUUUACAAAUAAGACAUAUUAUACUAUGUGAACCACAUAAAUUAUUGUAAAAUUAUUAUAAAAUACAGAAAUAAUUAUAAAAACAAAUCUUUGUCAAUACUAAUUAGAUCAGUGGUUUCCUUGAAUUUGGGGUUGUUGUAAUUGACUGCAAUUGGACUUGUUAAGAUACUGGACAUAUUUUGUGCAUGUCUGCAAAUUAUACCAUACCAAUGUGAACUAAAGAUAAAGAUAAGCAAUUCAAAUGACAUUUUUCAUAGGAUAAAAGGCAAAUACUAAUGGUAUAUUAACUUUCAGAUAGGUAUCAAUUCACAUAUAUUAAUCUAAGAAAAUGCAUUCAGUUGUUUAUCAAAAAUGAUGGUUUGAUUGACUGAUAUGUAGAUACCAAUAACUUGGGUGAUGUAUUAUUAGCGUGAGAUACUCUAAUAUUUAGCCUUUACUCAUAUUGAUAGUACUGUCAUUUUAACCACUUUCAAAUACUCUCCAUGUGUAAUUCAGGCUAUUAAAUUCCAUGCACAGAAUUUUGGGUGAGUCACUCAAGUAUUUAAGCUGACACAUUUAACUUUCUCCAAACUGUUCAAAUAUAUAUAAUUAACUGAGUCAUAUAUUCAUUUAUUUCUACCAACAGUGUUUAUUAUAUUGAGUAAUAGAGGUAUGUUAGCUUGUUUAAAUAGAAUAGUACACUUCAAAAUUUUAUUAUAAAUUAACUUCAAUUAUUAUAUAAAUUAGUAAUCCACCCAAAUUAUUCCUUCUUAUAUCUACUACACCAGUUAUUUCAACAUAGAUGUGGUCAGUCCAACACAAUAAACUGUACUUUUCCUAACAAGACCUAACAAGAUACUUAGACCUUACAGUUUAGAAUUGCGUAAUAGCUAAUUUGUGACUGGAAACACUGCAAACCCUCCCUUAAAUUCCUUAAAUUCUUUAUCAUUCUCAACCAGAGAUGUAUUUGUGUAUGGUAGACUGAGACUAUUCAUGAUUACAGACAUCAUCCCUGAAACACAACUGCCACACCUAAUCACUCUUAUUUCUCUCUCUUCCAAAGGAAGUCAGUAAAGACGUCCUUGUGUAUCUACUUUCUGAAGAAAAUUUACUAAUCUAGUAGUUUUUGAAAUUUUUAUUGAUUUAAAUAAAAUGUAAAAACCAAAUUAACUGAAUAUGUACCGAGGUUUUCUUUUGUUCAUGUGUGAAAAACAGUUUUUCCAUGAGAAAUAUGGUCACAGAAGCUUCAGGAAAAAAGAUAUGAAUGAAUGAAAUGAAAUGAAUGAAUAUGAAAAAAGCUGAAUGAAUUUAAUUAAAUAAGCUACAUUUCUACUAAUGUCACUGAAG